This is a messenger RNA of Coccidioides posadasii C735 delta SOWgp, 1098 nucleotides long. RefSeq lists its product as uncharacterized. Gene Ontology annotation, cellular component: nucleus; cytoplasm. The record is from RefSeq and is a predicted model, not a curated record. Gene Ontology annotation, biological process: mRNA splicing, via spliceosome; protein modification process. Gene Ontology annotation, molecular function: protein tag activity. Lineage: Eukaryota; Fungi; Ascomycota; Eurotiomycetes; Onygenales; Onygenaceae.
UCCUGCUGCGGUGCGGCCCGUUGGAACCCUGAUCCCUUUGAACGGUGAUUUGCGCUCUCGGCGUUCUAGUUUUCAGCUUUUUGCACCAAACAACCUCUCCCCGUGCAGGAUCAGGCACACGUGCGCGCUCUCAUCCCCUCAACACGCUCUCUUGUCGCUGCCCGGCGUUUCUUCCCCGCCAUCUGCCCAACCAAGCCUAACUUGGAGGGUUGGCGGCCUUAACCCGUGUUUUCUGAUUACGAGCUACCUCCCGGUACCCUAUCUAUUCCAUAUAACUUCCCCGCCUCCCUCCCUCCCUCUCUAUGCCUAGGUGGACAGAUCGCUCUCCUUCCCCCCGGCGAGAGGAGAGAAGAAGAAGUCGAAGUCGGUCGCCAAGAAGACGUCGAUACGAUGAUGAUAGAGAUAGAGAUAGAGGGCGCAAGAAGCAGAGCGGAUUCCGGUGGAAGGAGAAGCCCCGUCGCGAUGACGAUAUCUCCGGCAGAGAGCCAGAAAGAGGCUUAGAGCGCGGAUAUAGAGAAAGAGAUCGGGCACGAUCACCAUUCAGAGAUCGAGACCGUGACUACGGCCGCGGGAGAGAACGAUACAGAGACGGAGACAGAGACAGAAGGCCGUCCGACCGUGAUAGGGAUAGAGCUCCAGAUCGAGAUACGGAGAGAAACAGAAGUAAGGAGGAUCGCGAUAGAAAAGAACGAAAGCCAAAGGAGAAGAAGGAAAAGAAGCCAGCGGGCCCUGCAGAACCGAUGAUUGUUGUGCACGUCAACGACCGACUCGGCACAAAAGCUGCCAUUCCCUGUCUUGCAUCCGAUCCAAUUCGAUUAUUCAAGGCACAGGUAGCUGCGCGGAUAGGUCGCGAGCCACACGAGAUUUUACUAAAGCGACAAGGAGAAAGGCCGUUCAAAGACCAACUCACGCUGGAGGACUACGGCGUCAGCAAUGGGGUACAACUUGAUUUGGAAGUGGAUACAGGAGACUAACUGGAUGCGUUCUUUCUGUUUCCUCCGUCCAGAUGACUGUUAUGACCAUGGCAGGCGUUCGGUUUCUGCGUUUUGAUGAUCAUUAUAUUUUGGUUUGUAGAACUCAUGUAUUAUUACUGCAACU